AUGAUUAUUGCUGCUGAAGCUAUUGUUGGUGGAUCCAUGUGGGCUUCGAUGACCAGCUGCUUAACACCAACUGUUCUCUUCUGCAUCUUGAACCUCACCAUAGUUACCAUUUUCAUCACUUCAUCCCUCGAAAAACCGCACGAACUCGGUGUUGACGAAGACGACUCGCAGCCGAAACUCAUCCGAGUCAAGUCAAUCAACUUCUCUACGUACAGCUCCGAACAGCCCGACCCGUUUGACUCCGCAGCCAGUGACGCCACCCUCCCACCUCAAGAAUCAACCCAUCUGCAAAAAUCUGAAUGUGUGGAAGAGAGUCACGUGAAUAGGAGUAGGUCCGACACUAGCGUGAAUGUUCCGGAGAGAAGGGUGUUGAAGAAGUCCGCGAGUGAGAAGGUGUUUGCGGCUGAGCGGCAGGAAGAGGAGGAUCGACUGCGGCCGGCAACGGUGAGGGAAACUACGUCGUGUAAUGGGACGGAGGAUGAGGAAGUGGAUGCUAAAGCUGAUGAUUUUAUUAACAGGUUUAGGCAACAUUUGAAAUUACAGAGGAUGGAGUCAAAUUUGAGGUACCAGGAGAUGACGAAUCGCCUUCGGAAUUGA
Molecule: messenger RNA, 597 nt
Organism: Olea europaea var. sylvestris
Lineage: Eukaryota; Viridiplantae; Streptophyta; Magnoliopsida; Lamiales; Oleaceae
Exons: 1
Coding region: 1-597 (198 amino acids)
Source: RefSeq, a predicted model, not a curated record